AUGACAGAUGGCACUGUUGUCACCUGGGGAAGUAGCAAUAAUGGUGGUGACUCUUCUGCAGUCGCUAGCCAGUUGACGGAUAUCGUGCAGAUUUCUGGGGCUCGAUGCAAAUUCACCGCGCGCAAGUCAACUGGGAAGGCGAUUAUGUGGGGUGGAAACAGUGGAUGUGAUUCAUCAGCCCAAAACCAUUUUGACCAUUUUUCUUCCAACAACGAGCUGGAUGAUGUGGUAAAUCUGGCAGUCCACGAACUGGACUUUGCUGCUUUGAAGGCUGAUGGUACAGCGCGUGGAUUCGGCGAGUGGGGCCGUCAAACACCAUCGCUGAGCAAUGUGCAGGACGUAUUCACUACUCACAGGGAAGGUGUGGGGGCCAUCGAUGGCAGCGGUAACGUGAAAACCUGGGGAAGAGGAGGCACUACACUUAGUGGCGUGCAGUCCGUAUACAGCAAUUGGUUCAGCUACACUUUCUUUGCCUAUCGUAAGACGGAUGGCACUGUAACAUCUACGUGGUCUGCACCAUCAAGCCCUCCGACAGAUGUCCAAGAUGUCAAAAUGACGGGGAACGCAGUCGCAGCCUUGAAGACAGAUGGAACUGUGCAGGUUGUGCCAAUCUACCGGGCAUUCGCUGCUCGGAAAUCUGAUGGAAGUGUGGUAGCCUGGGGAGAGGCAUCCAAUGGUGGAGAUGCUUCUGCUGUGGCUGACCAGCUAUCAUCGGGCAUCAUUAAUGCGGCAGAUGGCACUGUGGUGGCAUGGGGCAACUCAGGCUUGAAAGUGGCUGGGAGGAGAUUCCACUGGAGCAAUCACAACUGUAACCACAUCAACUUCAACGAUAACAACGGAAACAUCAUCAACUGUCACGAAGACAACCUCGACGUCCAGCACUGCGACCGGGACAAGCACCAGCAGCUGUUCAUUUACAAGCAGUACAAGCACCACAACUUCGACGACGACCAGCACCAGAAGUGCCACCAGCAGCAGCUCAACGAGCGGCACUCUCACAACGACCUCCACACUCAACAGCCAGUACUCAUACACAAGAACUGGGACCACAACAUCGAGCACUUCCACAAGCACUACGGUCACAAGCACUGCGACCAGAUCGCAGACCCUGGCCCAGAAGAGCCCGAGAAGCUGAAGGAGCAGCAGCGUCAGAGAGAG
Molecule: messenger RNA, 1158 nt
Organism: Symbiodinium pilosum
Lineage: Eukaryota; Dinophyceae; Suessiales; Symbiodiniaceae
Source: the annotation of a GenBank genome assembly